AUGGCUUCUGUGCAGGUUCCAACAUUAGCUCCAUCCUCGAAGGAGACGGCUAAUUAUGCAAGAUUAUGUCGCCUUUUAGUAGAUGGAGGCACCAAGGCGUUGAGGUACACCUUUGACAAGUUCCACUCCCCAGCAAACCUGUUUAAUAUUUUGAAAGCUGGUUCUGCAGAACAUUCAACUCUGCAGUCCAUUAGAAAAAGGAAAAUCAUCAAUGCCACACAGUGGGGCAAAUUGUUUCCCUCUCCUCCUUCGUCUGUAACAUCAGAAGACUUUGACAUUACGCUACUGGUGGUGCUUCUGAGGAAUAUAUGUGGUCUGCCUGCUCCUGCCACAGGCUGGGACAGUUUGCCACCUGCUUCAGACAUGAGUGUUGAGGCUAACAUAGCCAGAGUGAAGCACUAUAGGAACGCUGUCUAUGGGCAUGCCAGCCAGGCGUCUGUGGACGAUCCAAAAUUUAAUUCCUUGUGGCAGGAUGUAAGUGCCACACUGGUCGCACUGGGUGUAGAUGCAGCUGCCAUCGCAAAACUAAAAACUGAGCCUAUUGUUCCAGACAAGGAGACGCAUUACCGAGAGCGGUUAAAGGAAUGGAAGAAAGACGAAGAUAACAUUAAGGACCAACUUAACAGAAUGGAAGGUAUCUUAACUAGUGUCUUGGGUAAAUAAGUGUAUAUAAAUAGUAUAUAGUAUGUAAAUAUACUAUUGCAAAUUUUGAAAUGAAUGUUUUAAGUUUUGUUGAGGAUAAUUAGAGCAUCUAGUUUUAUAUUUGUACACACUUUUCUUACACCUUAAUUAGUGGGACCAUCCCUAGUAUUGUGCAUCAGCGGUUUUGGUGUUCGCCUUCUCCACAACUUUUCUUUAAAGUAGCGAUUAAUUUAAUUCAAUUUAUUAUCAGCUUGUAAUUUAGUGGAGAGAGUCUGUAACAAAUACUGAACGAUACGAAUGGGCUGUGGACGGGAAUGAAAGCUUCGAAUUGGACAAAAAUUAACUUUCCAUCUACAAAGGAAACAUUCUAUACCUAUAAACUGGCAUUUAACCUCUGAAUGCUGAUAAGACGACCACUUACAAGCUCUUUAAUUUUUUCAACUGAUAAGGUUUUUGAUGAAAGCCUAAUUUUGCCUAGUGCAUUCUUCUCCCUGACAGAUAGAACAAGAGAAGAGCUAAAGGAGAUAAAAAACAAGAUAGAAAGCAUCAGUGAAAACUUGAAGACUUUACAGGAAUCUUCGACCCGCGAGGAAGGUCAGUUUCCCCGACCUGUAGCCCGCUAUGUUGGGCCAGUAUUGCUGAUCGAUCAGUGACCAUUUGUCUGUAUCGCUCUUGGCUCCAAAAAAGCAAUUCUGUAUCCAGAAAGGAAUUUCUCAAGAAGAUCCCAUAGUGCUGCAAUUUAUUCAUUUGCCUUCAAUAAAAAUUGUGAUUCUUUCAGCGAGUGACAUGACAGAUGGUACACCUUGGACUAGAGCGAAACGCCCUAGGCUGUUUAUAGCUCCCUGCUAGAAUGCAUGCAGGUAUCUCGGUUUCAAAUGUACCGAGGGGUAGCUCAACUUAAUUUAAAUUUGUAGCAAGUGUUUUCGUUUUGCAGCAUUAUUUUUAUUUGCUGCAUGUCCCUUGUGGGUCACGAUUGUUACUCUCCCCAGAUGAAAAAAAGAUGCAGCCUUUCAAACCCAACAAGCACGCGAGAAAAUACCCUAACAUCUUAGCAGGAAGAAGUUCAUAACCACGAAUAUAAUUGCCCUGCUUCUCACAAAUUCAAGAGGCCUGCUAAAAGGCUGCCUUUAAACAAAAAAGAGGGCCUUUGUUAUGUUUCGUGUCCUCUAUACUGAAGGGACCCCUCACAGCGGGUGUAGUCUGAGAUGUUUUACGCUUGCUUUAAACGGUGCACAUAUCCAGGAGAGAAACUAAUUGUUAAAAGGUACGUUUUGUUUUGCAGGUUGUUCUAUUCAUUUGUGUUACGGACUUUGAAAGUAGCAAACCAAAUUGUUUAAGACAAAUAUCUAAACCAAACAACUGGAGAACUGACAAUUUGACUAACAAUAACUGUGACAAUAGACGGAUCGAAACGCACCAAUCACUGAUUACGAGUCUUCAUAGCCAAUAACAUCACGGCUUAACUGACAGACGACCAAUAACAUCACGACAUAAUUGACCAAUCAGAUCAAUAACCAGAGUAUGAUACCAUCAACUGACGUGAUACAACUCACUUUGACUCUGAAGAUGACUACCGCACAGGUUGUCGAAUCGUCAGUCACUGUCAACAACAACAGUCCUAUUCAGGACUACGUUCACCCGGACGAUCAAACUCAACCUUUUAUCUAAACCAAAGUUUGGCUCUCAUUUAUUAUCAACAGUUGAUUUGGCUGCCGAGCAUAUUGAAAUCAUUCGCCAGAAGUACAAACGUCAUGAGGGAUGGCUCACGCCCUUUCCUUGGUGCGAAGACUUUCAGUUUCAACUAGGCAGUAUUUAUACACGGCUUCGUAUGGUCAGCAGAGAGAAAAAAGCGAGAGCAACAGCGGAGCAAAGAACUGUUGAAACGACUGAAAUCUUCAAACCCCACGAAGAGUGCAAACAACCUAGAAAAGUAUUGAUUGAAGGAAAUCCAGGUAUAGGAAAGACGACAUACUGCAAUAAGGUUGCUUACGACUGGGCUAUAAACAUAAAAAACGAAGGAGGUUGCUUUCCGGAAUUCGAGAUGGUGCUCUUGCUGAAAUGCCGUGAUGUGGAGAUCGACUCCGACCUUUGGGGAGCUAUUGAUGAUCAGCUUUUGCCAGUUGAGAUUCAGCGAAAGGAAAGAGAGAAAUUCUUCGAGUACAUUCGCCAAAAUCAAUCAAAGGUUCUACUGAUACUUGACGGAUUGGACGAGUUACCUCCGGACAAACUGCCGGAGUUUACCGACAUCAUACAAGGUAAAAUGCUUCCUCUAUGUCACCUUGUGGUUACAGCACGACACGAGGCUGGGAUACCUAUGAGAAAGGUUUGUGACACUCUGCUAGAGAUUGAAGGUUUCACUUAUCAAGAUAGCGAAGAAUUUAUUCUCAAAUAUUUUGCCGGCAAGGAAGAUUUGGCCGAAAAGCUAUUGGAUAAAAUACGGAAUGAGAAAAGGCUUAAAGAGAUGACAGCGAACCCGUUAAACACUGCACUGCUUUGCCUUCUUUGUGAAGACUUUCAAGGUAUUUUACCUGAAAGUAGAACUCAGUUGUAUGUCGAAGUAGUACAAUGUGUUCUUAUCAGAAACAGGAAAAAGAAAGGUUUUCCAGUCGAAAAUGAUCAGGAUUUUAUUGAAAUCUACAAAGAUCAGUUGAAACGCCUUGGUUUGAUAGCUUUAAACGGCCUGUAUGAAGACAACAUGUACUUUGAACACAAAAAGCUUUCAAAAAAAGAUGCCGACCUACCUGGAUUUGGGUUUCUAUCAGCUCAACCUGGAAGCAGCAAACGAAGACCGUGUAUGUAUUACGGUUUUACCCAUAAGAGUUUUCAAGAAUUCUUCGCAGGACAUUAUCUUUGUUGCCAGCUUGUUAGCAAAAAAACCAGUCCUGAAAUAUUGGUCACUGACACAAGAUAUUUCCGAGAGCUAAGAGAGGUAUUGAAAUUUACCUGUGGUCUGCUUGCAGUGAGGUCUGAAGAAAGUGCAGUAGCCCUAAUCAACUGCAUAGCGAAUAAGGUAAACAAAGCUGAUGUGGAAGAAUGUUUACCUGUUGCACUUGAGUGCAUUAAAGAAUGCAAAAUUGAAAACAGUUGUUUUUAUAUACACUUGGCACGUACAUUUGGCGCAUGUCUGAAGGUUCAACAGGCUCAGGCGCGUAAUCAUGGAGUUAUAGAUGACGCUGCUGCUGCUAUGCUUGCUUCCGUGCUUGAAGCAAACACAACUCUCACAAAUUUGGAUCUCCAGGGCAAUAACAUUGGUGCUACCGGUGCUGAGUCACUUUCUACAGCGCUUAAAACAAACACAACUCUGACACAUUUGGAUCUGUCUAGCAAUAACAUUGGUCCUGGCGGUGCUGUGUCACUUGCUACGGCGCUUAAAACAAACACAACUCUGACACAUUUAGAUCUCCAGGGCAAUAACAUUGGUCCUGGCGGUGCUGUGUCACUUGCUGUAGCGCUUAAAACAAACACAACUCUGACAAAGUUGGAUCUCCAGGGCAAUAACAUUGGUCCUUUCGAUGCUGAGUCACUUGCUACAGCGCUUAAAACAAACACAACUCUCACAAAUUUGUGUCUGUCUUAUGGCAAUAACAUUGGUCCUGCCGGUGUUGAAUCACUUGCUAAAGUGCUUAAAACAAACACAACUCUGACAGAUUUGGAUCUGUCUGGCAAUAACUUUGGUCCUGUGGGUGCUGAAUCACUUGCUACAGCGCUUAAAACAAACACAACUCUGACACAU
Porites evermanni is the source of this 4375-nucleotide messenger RNA. NCBI's taxonomy places the organism in Eukaryota, Metazoa, Cnidaria, Anthozoa, Scleractinia, Poritidae. The record is from the annotation of a GenBank genome assembly.